Molecule: messenger RNA, 336 nt
Organism: Lepus europaeus (European hare)
Lineage: Eukaryota; Metazoa; Chordata; Mammalia; Lagomorpha; Leporidae
Product: UPF0235 protein C15orf40
Exons: 2
Coding region: 1-336 (111 amino acids)
Cellular component (GO): cytoplasm
Source: RefSeq, a predicted model, not a curated record
AUGCCCAAGAAAGCGGGUGCGACGAGCAAGGGUAGAGGCCAGAGCAGGGGCCACGAGACACCGCUUCCUCCUUCGGGUCCCGUGGCCGUCGAUCCUAAAGGUUGUGUCACCAUAGCCAUCCACGCCAAGCCCGGCGCCAAGCAGGAUGCUGUAACAGAUUUGACCGCUGAAGCCGUAAGCAUCACCAUCGCAGCACCUCCGUCUGAGGGAGAGGCCAAUGCUGAGCUCUGUCGCUACCUCUCCAAGGUCUUAGAGCUCAGGAAGAGUGACGUGGUUCUAGACAAGGGUGGUAAAUCUCGGGAGAAGGUGGUAAAGCUCUUGGCCUCUACAACUUAA